Leptosia nina is the source of this 1200-nucleotide messenger RNA. NCBI's taxonomy places the organism in Eukaryota, Metazoa, Arthropoda, Insecta, Lepidoptera, Pieridae. The record is from the annotation of a GenBank genome assembly.
AUGCAAAACGUUAACGCUCCACGGGAGCCUGCUCCCGUGUUGAGCACAAGCUCCACCAUUCUCAAUAUGAGAGAAAAAGAGAAAUAUAUAGAGGAAUUCGACUUUCCAUUCUGUGACGAAUCAUCAAAAUACGAAAAAGUCGCGAAAAUCGGCCAGGGAACUUUCGGCGAGGUCUUCAAAGCUCGCGCUCGGAACAGCAGUAAAAAAUUUGUAGCCAUGAAAAAAGUGCUGAUGGACAAUGAAAAGGAGGGUUUUCCCAUCACAGCUCUACGGGAAAUUAAGAUCCUGCAACUCUUGAAGCACGAAAACGUUGUUAACCUUAUAGAAAUAUGCAGGACAAAAGCCACAUUGCACAAUAAGUACAGAUCUACCUUCUACCUUGUUUUCGAUUUUUGUGAGCACGAUUUGGCUGGCUUACUAUCAAAUGUUAAUGUCAAAUUCAGCUUAGGUGAAAUAAAGAAGGUAAUGCAGCAAUUGUUAAACGGACUCUACUAUAUUCAUAGCAAUAAGAUUCUUCACCGAGAUAUGAAAGCAGCAAAUGUGCUUAUCACAAAGAAUGGCAUAUUGAAGUUGGCUGACUUUGGUCUGGCGAGAGCAUUUAGUGUGGCAAAAUCGGGACAAGCUAAUAAAUACACUAACAGAGUUGUAACAUUGUGGUAUAGGCCACCAGAAUUAUUAUUAGGUGACCGUAACUAUGGGCCUCCUGUAGAUAUGUGGGGUGCUGGAUGUAUUAUGGCUGAAAUGUGGACUAGAUCUCCAAUCAUGCAGGCAAAGCAGCAACAGUUGAUAUUGAUAUCUCAACUAUGCGGAUCGUGCACACCGGAUGUUUGGCCGGGAGUUGAGAGUUUGGAUCUCUAUAACAAAAUGGAGUUGCCUAAAGGUCAAAAGAGAAAAGUCAAGGAACGGUUAAAGCCCUACGUAAAAGACCCCUAUGGUUGUGAUUUGCUUGACAAACUUCUGCAACUGGAUCCUGCCAAGAGGUAUGAUGCAGACACUGCUCUGAAUCAUGACUUCUUCUGGACCGAUCCUAUGCCAUGCGACUUGGCCAACAUGUUGGCUCAACACACACAGAGUAUGUUCGAGUACCUUGCCCCACCACGUCGCCCUGGACAUUUGCGACAUCACCACCAUGUCCCGGGAGCACAAGCCAAGCCCAAUCCACCACCGCAAGACUCCGGUUAUCAGGACAGAGUGUUUUAG